Molecule: messenger RNA, 615 nt
Organism: Naegleria fowleri
Lineage: Eukaryota; Heterolobosea; Eutetramitea; Acrasida; Naegleriidae
Exons: 2
Coding region: 1-615 (204 amino acids)
Source: RefSeq, a predicted model, not a curated record
AUGAGAAAUCAACUCACUUCUCGUCUUCUCUUUGCUCCAACCAGAACUUUGCGCAAUUCUGCCAACGCUCUUGGUAAGGUCCAGACACCAAGCGGUGCUGCUUCAUCAUCGGCUAGCAGUACUGUUUCGAGCCAGGCUGCUUCAUCAUCGGCUAGAAAAAGCGAAGGAGGAUUGCGAAAGGGAGUUGCUGGCAUUUUAACCGGAGCUCUCAUUUUCGGUUCGGCAUAUUACUACAUGAGGGACAUGAUUGUACAAGAAUCACAAGAAUUGAUCGAAAAAACGAAAAGUAUUGAAUCUUUAAAGACAAAGCGUCAGCUUUUGGAGGAAGAAAAGAGAGAACUCGAAAGAGAGCAUCAAGAAUUAUUGAAGAAGAGAGAAAAAGCUCUUCAAUUACCAGAAGAAAAAGAUCAAGCUGCUCACAAGCUUCUCCUUCUCAAAUUUUACCGUAAUUGGAAUUCAAUCUUUUAUGGAGUAAGCGCAGAAAUUGACAGCCAAAAUCAAAAGAACCAACAAGAACGCAUGAAACUGAUGAGACGUAGACUCGAAGAUGAAGUUCAAGCAAAAUUUGGUGUGAAAGAAGGUCAAUACAAGAUCAAGGCUGUCCAUGAAGAAUAA